Messenger RNA from Orcinus orca (killer whale), 2045 nucleotides. It is a transcript of the gene OTUD7A, whose product is annotated as OTU deubiquitinase 7A. The record is from RefSeq and is a predicted model, not a curated record. Lineage: Eukaryota; Metazoa; Chordata; Mammalia; Artiodactyla; Delphinidae.
AGCAAGGAGGGCAGUGCCCGGCACACAGUCAGUACCCAGGACAAGCUGGCACUGCUCAGGGUGCUUUCGGACUUCAGCCUUUACGUGUAUUUUAUCUUCACGGGGUUCCCUGAGGCAGGUCCCGAUACCCUAUGUUACUGAUGGCUCCAGAGUCCAGCUGCGUGGCGUAUGUCAUAACUUGGCUGUGGGUGUUCUUUUCUAGCCUCCACGAGGGCUCCGAAGGCAGCAGCUCUAGCUCGAGAAUCAAGAGACUCUCAGGCUGGGCCACAGCUGGGGCUGGGGACAGUGAGGCCGGAGGCCACACUGCGGGGGCAGGGUCUGCCUCCAUCUGCCGCGUGGGGACAGCUCUAACCUCCUCCCUUCCCUGCCCUCCCUCUCCCUCGCUGGCCCCUCUGGCGCAGCCGGAGUCCCCGACGGCCUCGGCGGGGGAGGACGUGUAGUCCCUGACCGACUCGCUGGACUCGGACCGCGACAAGCUGUGCAGCAACUCCAACAGCAAGAACGGCAAGGACAAGGAGAAGGAGAAGCAGCACAAGGACAAGGACAAGACCCGCGCGGACUCCGUGGGCAUCCAGCUGAAGAACAUGGGCGGCCUGGUGCACGGCCCGAUGAGCCGCUCCAAGUCAGCCAACGGCAAUCACGGCGACGCGCCCGAGCGCGGCAAGGAGAAGAAGGCCAAGGCGCGCAAGGGCAGCGAGGAGGAGUCGGGAGCCUCGGCCACCACGUCGCCUUCGGAGAACACCACGCCGUCGCCCACGGGCAAGGCAGCAGGCGCGUCGCCAGCCGACAAGGGCGGCAGGCCCCGCGGCGAUGCCUGGAAGUACAGCACGGACGUGAAGCUGAGCCUCCACAUCCUGCGCGCCGCCAUGCAGGGCGAGCGCAAGUUCAUCUGAGCCGGCCAGCUGCUCACCAGCCACCGGCACUAAUUCCAGGAGAAGAUGAUCGGCUACUACCUGACCAGCGCGCAGGAGCGCUUCAGCGCCGAGCAGCGGCGCCGCGACGCCCCCGCCGCCUCCACGGCCAAGGGGCCGCCGCGCAGGCCUGAGGCGAAGGGCGGGCUGAACCCCGAGCGCGCCUUGCCGGGCCCCACGCAGCUGGUGCUCAAGCUCAAGGAGCGCCCGAACCCCGGUCGGCGGAGGGGGCACGGGCGGCGCCGCGCGGCGCGGCCUCCACGGGCCCCGGCGGCGGCGGCGGCGGCGGCGGCGGCGGCGGCGGCUGCACGGCGCGCGGGCGCCAGCGGACCGGUCCCCGGGGGCAGCCCCCUGGCGCCGGGGCGCCAGAGCGUUAUCCACGUGGAGGCGGUGGGCGCGCGGGACAAGGCGUGCUGCGGCCGUGGGCGUGCUGCGGCCGUGGGCGUGCUGCGGCCAUGCGCCUUGUACCCGCGGCAGAGCCGCGAGCUGUCGUCGCUGAGCUACAGCCCGGCGCGCGCCGCCGCCCUGCGCACGGUCAACACGGUCGAGUUGAUGGCGCCCGUCCCAGGGGCCUUGCCCGGCGCGGCGGGGGCGGCGGGCGCUGCCGAGCGCAAGUCGCAGACCUACGCCAACGGCUUCGGCUCGGCGCGCGACGGCCUGGAGUUCGCCGACACGCCGGCCGCGCGCUCGAACGGUGAGGGGCCCGGACGGCCUCGCCAGCUAGAGAAGUGCGCGUUCUACGGGCGCGCCGAGACCGAGCACUACUGCUCGUACUGCUGCCGCGAGGAGCGGCGGCGGCGGCGGCCCUGAGCGCGCGCCGCGGCCCCGCUGGCCGGGCUGUCCUCUCAGUGCUGUAGGUGUCUCCUCCGCUCCCUGGUCCACCGGGAAGCCGGCGAUCCUCAGUACGUGCUGUGUACGUGUUUGGUCAAAUGUUCCUAAUGGUGCCUGAACCUACACUGAUGCCACUCAGGUAGUAGACGGAUAGGAAACAGCCAUGCUGUUGGAAGUGGGUGUGCUAGCUAGCACCUGCCUCGUACCUAUGGAAACUGAAUUGCCAUUGCAAGAGUAUUUUUGUUCCUCAAUAAGAGAAAUAAAGAAAUUUGCACCCCUUUGUUUUUAGAAGGGAGUGGUUUU